GCUGCGUGUUUCCUUUAAGGAACUGAGUUGAGUGUGUCAGUUGUCAACAGGCUGAGCGAGAAACGAGCCGUUGACACAGCUUGGUACGCGGAACUGAGACGUUACUGCGCCGUUACUGUGUUGAGGAAAGCCUCCUUUGGGAAGUUCAUUUUGUUCGUUGUAUCCAGAUAAAUAUGUCCCCUCGACGCGAAGCCUCCUGAGCAUCAUGGACAUGUGAAACUAGACUCUGCAGUAGGCAGAUGCAAGUCCCAGGCUGGAUUUGAAUGGCACUGAGGAUACAAGACUGACUCAGGGGGAGUACUGCAAUGACUAGCAAGCAUCCUAGCCAUGUAGAUAGCGCUCACUUCACAGAAAAACAGCCACCUGCCUCGUCCCCCAAGCUCCAUGUCCAGCGAUCACCAUCAAAGGAGACCAUCACCAUCCACUCAGCUCUUGGGAAGGAGGAAGUGGAGGAGGAGGAGGAGGAGGAGGAAGAAAAGCUGUGCAGGACAAGUGUCUCCAAUCCCUCCGCUGAUCAGAAUGACUUAAACAUUGUGACAGCCUUAGAAGCAAGCGAGGAGAUGUUUGAAGACAUGUCAUUGACAUCUGCAGCCAAGGUUGCAUCUCAAAAUGCUGAGCAAAAAGGCUCAACCUCUAAGUCCUCUCCCACUAAAUCUUUGAGCUUUCCCUCCAGUGAAAAACCCUUCCUCAGCUUGCUGAAGUCUUUUUCCUCUGACAUUGAGUCUCGUGAUGGGAUGCCUCCUCUUGCUGCUCCAACAGUAAGGCAUAGGCACCUGAAGAGUCUUGUCAAAUCUCUAUCUUCAGAUACAUCCCAGGACUCAUCCUCUUCCUCCAUAUCCUCUCGUUUUCCAGAAUCCCGCCUUAACCUGCAACUCUUCAAGCAAUUCACACAGUCCAGGAUGCCGUCUGCUACCACAUCGUCCACAAGUGAUUCUAAAACUGCCCCUUCAUCUCCAUUAACUUCACAAGAUAACCGCAGCUUCUUUAACGUCUCAGAAGUUGAGGCAAGGAUUGAAGACACUAAGCGGCGUCUCUCUGAGGCCAUCUCUGAGCCACUCCAACUGCUGACUAAGAUGAUUGAUGAAAAGAGUAGCAGCUUGGUAAGCAGCAGUAUUUACCGGCCCAAAGCCCUCUCUGCAAGUGCCUUAGAACUCUCCAACAUUACUUCUAUCAAUGGUCACCUGGAGAGCAACAACAAUUACUGCAUCAAGGAGGAAGAAGGCGGUGACCUAAAGGCUGAGUGCUCUAACAGCGGGGCUUCUGGUACAGCUGAAUCUCCUGUUAACCCAUCUGUUGACACGAAGAGCCCCAACAAAUCUUUACUUUCCAUGUCAUUGGACACAUGCUCUAUGUCCGCUCUUGCUAAACAAGAGUAUGACGACUUUUGCAUCCUGUACAGUGAGGACUUUGAGACUUGUACCGAUACAGACGCUGAUGGUGGCAAUAGAACUGAUGAUACUGGAACUGGGAGUCAAAGUGAAGUGCCACUAAGUGGUAGUACUGAACCGUUCAGUGAAGAUGACUCCGAAAGUAUAGAGCCAGCACCUAGUGUUCCACACUAUACUCUCAUCUUCCUUACUGUUCUGGUCUAUGGGUAUUUUGUAUUGCCUCUACCAAGUUACGUAGGAGGAAUGCUGCUUGGGAUUGGACUGGGAUUUCUUUUAGCCAUUGGUGUUGUGUGGCUGUCGGGACCAAAGCCUUCUGGUAGCACUUUUAAAGAGUCCAGACACCAUCGGAAUCUGACCAGGCUGGACAUUAAGGAACCAGCAAUCUAUAAGGGCUGGAUGAAUGAAAUAUCGAACUACGACCCAGAGACAUACCAUGCCACACUGACACACUCUGUGUUUGUCCGGUUGGAGGGCUCCAUCAUUCGCUUGAGUAAACCCAACCAUAAUGUUGCUCGCCGUGCCACACACAAUGAACCAAAACCCGAGGUCACAUACAUCAGUCAGAAGAUCUAUGACCUCACCAACAGCAAAGUAUAUAUAGCACCUCAGAGCCUGGCCAGGAAACGUGUAUGGAAUAAAAAAUACCCCAUAUGCAUUGAACUAGGCAAACAGGAUGACUUCAUGUCAAAGGCCGAGGGGGACAUGUGGGAGGCCAGUGAGAGCUUAAACACAAGGGACAGAGGAGAAUCGACAGGAGGAGGACCGGAGCGAAGGGGGUCGUCUUUGUCCAGUAGAGACCUGACCCUCUAUCUGUUUGGAAGGACUGGGAGGGAGAAGGAAGAAUGGUUCCAGCGGUUUCUAUCAGCUUCCAAGCUAAAGGCGGACUUGAAGAAAGCUUCCAGUGUUGCUGGGACUAAGGGUGCUCUGAGUUGUCACAGUCGCAGCAGCAGCCGUGGCAGUCUGGAUGAGGCACUGGCAUCUCAGCCCAGGUUAAAGGAUGCCUCAGUGUCAGCAGGCGGUGCCAAAACCAGACCGCUAUUAGACUACAAUGUAUACAUGGCCUCCUUACUGCCAGAACAGGCGGUAGUCAGCCCGGCAGUGGCCAGCCCUCCUCUUCAGAGUCCUCAGAGCAGCCCCGGGGCUGAUAAGAAGCUUCAGAGCACAACUUCAGCUCAGGUACAACCCAGGGAUGAGGAGGAGGAGAAGGAGGAGGAGAAGGAGGAUACUGUUGCCUGGCUUAAUGCGGCUCUUGGCCGGGUCUUCUGGGACUUCUUGGGCGAACCCUACUGGGCUGAACUGGUCUCCAAGAAGAUUCAAAUGAAGCUCAGCAAGAUACGGUUGCCUUACUUCAUGAAUGAGCUAACCCUGAAAGAACUGGACAUGGGCUCGGCCACUCCCAGAAUCCUUGGGGCAUCCAAACCCUCCAUUGACUACAGAGGUCUGUGGUUUGACCUGGAGAUUUGCUACAGUGGCUCCUUUCUGAUGACCCUGGAAACCAAGAUGAACCUCAUUCGUCUGGGCAAGGAGGGAGAAAGUGUCCGCUUUGGGGAAUUUGGCAAAGACGGAUACAGGCCACGGACUUACUGCCUGGCUGAUAGUGAUGAAGAGUCGUCCAGCGCUGGCUCAUCCGAUGAGGAAGAUUCCUCAGAUCUCUCAAAUGACUCAACUGGAGCAGAGGGUUUGGUUGGAGGCCACAAACCCAGCAAGAUCAUGCGCUUUGUGGACAAGAUCACCAAGUCCAAAUACUUCCUGAAGGCCACAGAAACGGAGUUCAUCAAAAAGAAGAUGGAGGAAGUGUCUAACACACCACUCCUGCUUACAGUGGAGGUGCAGGAACUCAGAGGAACGCUGGCUGUCAACAUACCGCCUCCGCCCACUGACAGGAUAUGGUAUGGCUUCAGGAAGCCGCCUCACCUGGAACUGAAGGCGCGACCUAAACUGGGGGAAAGAGAAGUGACUCUUGCUCACGUUACAGACUGGAUCGAGAAAAAACUGGACCAGGAAUUCCAGAAAAUCUUUGUAAUGCCAAACAUGGACGAUUUAUGGUUGACUGUCAUGCAUUCUGCCAUGGACCCACGCACAGCCGGCAGACCCUCCGUUGGUCUCACAGUGGACCCAGAUCCUGCCCCUCCAGAGAAGGACAUCACCAGCCAAACAUGAAGGAUUGUUUACAGUAUUUACGAGAGCUUGUCUGUGAGUCACAGUCAAAAGAUCAUACGCUAAUGCAAAUCUAUUCCCGUAGAGGAAACCUUAGGAAUUUAAGAAGAACAAGGUUGAGUCGACCGAGGAAACACUAAAGACAAACUGUUGCUUGCUGCCAGAAGAAAAAGGUGAUUUGACUUUGAAGGAUUGAUUCAACUGUAAGUAACUCUAUUGAAUAGGGCCCGAUAUGUGAAGAGUCACGUUUGGCUCCGAUUUUGGGUUGGUACAAGUUAAUAAGGGGAGUAAGUACAUAGGGAUACAUAAUUACAUAAAGUCCUCUGAACAUGAUGUGGCAGCUUUACCACAUAACUCACAGGUUGCAGAUGACCAGUUUCUGCUAAGGCGUGAGAUGGAGCUUGAUAGCCCCUUUAUUAUAGAAAUACAGUAACUGGAGUUUUACAAUAUGAUGGCAUGUUGAAAUUAGAGGGGUUUCAUUUUGAAUGAUUAGUGUGUGAUGAAUUGUCAUUUUCAAUGAUGAGUGGUAUACAUGAAGUAUAAUCAGGUUAAGAAAAGUACAUUAGAAAAGCUAAAAUACUUGAUGUUAGAUUCAUUUACCAUAUACAUAUUAAACCUUUUAAGUCGCUUUAUGUAAGCAGUUUUUCAUCAGGUGUUAACGGUAUUUAUUUGUGCUGUGACUACAUCCUGAGCAUCUCCCUUUAUUUGCCAAAAUGCCAUUUUUAUGCCAAUGAUGCCCUUCAUGCCUUUACGGAAAUAAUGCUCAAGAGCAGCAAAUAUACAUUAUCUAGGAAAAGUGUCAUACACUGUGUAAAUUCCAUACUAAUUACAAAUGCACAUACACAAUAAGUGCAAUGAUAAAAUCACUAUUGUAGGCUCUUGUACACUGUAAAUAUUAUAUAAAAGCUUGUCUAAUGAGAAGUUCGAGACCUCUAACAUGUCUAUUGAAUGUAUGACAAUAGUUUUUACCCAGUCACAUUUUUGACUGGUAUGCAAAUUAUUGCACAAUUUCUUUUUGUUUUCUUUUGAUAAACACUAUAUCAUCUUGCAUAUCUUUUUCCAGAUGUGUCCUCAAUCGUAUAAAGUACCAAGUGGUGUAUUUAUGUAUACAUCAUUUCUACUUCAUUGUGUUAACGUUAAUGAUGAUGAUGAUGGUGAUGAUGAUGACAUUGUUGGAUGUUCAUUAAAAUGACCAACUGUGAUAUGUAACAGUGCUUUAAAAAGCCUCUACCAGCUAUACUGUAUGUACAACAGUUUGAUGAAGUAAAGGUACGUACCGUAUAGCAGAGCAUCUAUUGCCUAGAAUGUAGCCUUAUCUGCAGGUUCCCUUUCUGAAAAUACCUUUCUAACAGUGUCAUAUUUCUAAUUAAACCAAAGUCCUUUGAUUAGGCCUAAAGUGCCAGAUUUCUCGCUGCUCAAAUGUACACACCCUGUAUUGAUAUAGCAUCUUUGUGAGGUAAUAUUUACAAAUGCGCUACAAUACCUGCAUUAACAUUGUUUACAGAAAUUCUUACCUUGUUGUCAUCUUUUGCUCUCUAAGGAUACUAAAGCACUGUAACACCAGAUGGAUUUAUUUCUGUAUGAUUGUCUUUCCCUUUAUGCUUUGUCUACUCUUUGUUAAGUAUUUGUUUUUGAAUGACUACACAAGGUGGGUUAUGGUUAUAUUUGUUUUGGCUACAUCUUUGGAAUAAACAAAAUGAAAUACAAUUUUGAGGAUAUAUGAAGAUAAUGUCAGGAUUUGUAUCUGUGAAUUAUUAUUGACUUUUUAAGAUUAUGACAUUUUAAGGCCAAAUUCAGUGAUUAGCCGAUGUGUAUCUGCCUUAUUUAUAGAGCAAAAUAAACGCAAACGUUUAUGAAAA
Molecule: messenger RNA, 5404 nt
Organism: Cyclopterus lumpus (lumpfish)
Lineage: Eukaryota; Metazoa; Chordata; Actinopteri; Perciformes; Cyclopteridae
Product: testis-expressed protein 2-like
Exons: 13
Coding region: 306-3548 (1080 amino acids)
Cellular component (GO): endoplasmic reticulum
Molecular function (GO): lipid binding
Source: RefSeq, a predicted model, not a curated record